Rotaria sordida is the source of this 357-nucleotide messenger RNA. NCBI's taxonomy places the organism in Eukaryota, Metazoa, Rotifera, Eurotatoria, Philodinida, Philodinidae. The record is from the annotation of a GenBank genome assembly.
AUGUGGGUACAAAUGGCUGUUAAUAAAAUUCAGUAUGAAAAUUCUGAAAGACGUGAAGAAAUUGUAGAAACCAUUCAAACUAGUGGUCGACAAUUUGAACAAUUGGCCAUCGAAGUUGAAUGUGCUGGACAAUUGUUCAAGGAGCUCAAUUUGGAAUUCAAUCGAUCCAUUGGCAUCAAUUUAUAUACAAAAAAAGUAUUUCAAGUAAAUGGAAUAACAAGUCAAUCAUCUGGUAAAAUUAUUGAACGUAAUGUUGGAAAGAUGAAUGGUGUUAAAUUGGUUAAAGUUUUAUUAAAUGAAAAUGAAGCACAUGUUGAAUUUGAUCAUGAUAAAAACAACGGAACAAGCUAUUAUUGA